Molecule: messenger RNA, 1178 nt
Organism: Kockovaella imperatae
Lineage: Eukaryota; Fungi; Basidiomycota; Tremellomycetes; Tremellales; Cuniculitremaceae
Exons: 3
Coding region: 325-996 (223 amino acids)
Source: RefSeq, a predicted model, not a curated record
CUUCUAUCUUGAACCCACCCACUCUAUACACGUCGACCUCAUCUUACAAUACACCAUCAGCACAGUUUACUAGAUCGCACACGAUGACCCGUACCGAGGUGGGUAUUCAUGUUCUUGGCUCGUGUGACGGUCGUGCCCCACGCGGCCUACAUAGUCCCACGGUGCAUAUAGCUGACGAUAGCUUGAUUCCAUGUCGACUUUAUCAUAUUUCCACGAUUCCUCCUUGUCACUAUUGUAUGACCCGCCAAUCUCACCCAUCACUCUCGCUCCACGGCCAUCUCACAAACCCUGCCCCGUUCCUUAUCUCCGGCUAAUCGCCCGGGCAUGACCUGCGGGUCUCACAUUCACUGCGCACAGCGAAACCAAUCCACCCUUGCACUGCUCAAGGAUCGUCACUCACGAUCUGGACUCGCAAGCAAGUCUGAGACUAUGCGAAAGAACGGAGCUGGCGCGCACAAUUGGGGCUCGUACCAGCAAGAAGGAGAGUAUGAGCUCGAAGCGGAUCAAGACGUUCGACUUGAAACGGAUGCCGACGCCUUGGCAAACGGUCACGAGGAGGAUGACUUGCAAGCUCUCGAGCUGGACGAUGGAGCCCAAGGAGCCUUCAUGGACCGACAUGAUGAUACCCUUGGGCCUCUUCCUUCUGACAACAACAACAACGCCAACAAGCAGAAUCACCAGGAGGGAGGUGAAAACAAGGACCUCAUGAAGGAGGCCAUUGCUGCUUCGCCAUCCGACUCGAUGUCCAGCUUUGAUUCGUUCGAAGCUGUCAAGCGGCCUGGAAGACGACUCAGUAACGUCAGUGACCAGGAAAGAGAGAGAGCAAGGGUCUAUCGAGAGGGCGUGAUGCACAAACCCUCUGGAUCCAUUGAUCUCGCCAAUAUCGCAAGGACCUCGUACGGUAUUGCGCAGUCACCUCCCAGCGUCAGCUACCUCGGCACUUCGCCCACUAAGGCGAAGGUGAGCAGUCGCCAUGCAAAUUAUGCUAGGGGUUGACGUGUUGGACAGAGAUACUAGAAAUAUUGGAUCCGGUAAUGCGCGCCAUACGCCGAGUCCAAUUCCCAAGAUAUACAUUCCCCUUCCCUUCCCUCAAUCCCUAGACGGGACCACAUCACCUCACCAUUUUGAGUAACGACGCCACCGAACCCCCAUUGUUGUCUACGCGAGAGGAAAGUUGA